Aspergillus terreus NIH2624 is the source of this 432-nucleotide messenger RNA. RefSeq lists its product as uncharacterized. The record is from RefSeq and is a predicted model, not a curated record. Bases 1 to 432 code for a protein of 143 amino acids. Lineage: Eukaryota; Fungi; Ascomycota; Eurotiomycetes; Eurotiales; Aspergillaceae. The transcript has 3 exons.
AUGAGCCCCAAUUGCACCAGACAUAGCACCUGCGACUCGUGCUUUGGCGAUGGCUACGUGGUCUGCGAUAACGCGGGAUGCUUCAACCCGGAUGCCGCGCAGCAAUGCUGCAAGAACGGGAAUCUAUGUGUCGCAAAGGACAACGGUUGCUGCGAUGCCUGGGGCGGACCCGGCGUGACAGGCUCGUCGGGCACGGUCCCCAUGCCCACCGCAACGUCGACCUCCGCAUUGCCGGAAUCGAGCUCGUGGUCCUGCACGCGCUUUCAGGGAAACGAGGCCUGUUGCCAGGGCGGAGGGCCGGACAUGCACUGGUGCGCGGGCAACUUCCCCAACGCCGUCUGCUACAACGACACCGUGCAAAUCUGCUGUAACGAAGGCACGGUCUGCGAGGGCGAGGACUGCUGUGGUCUUGUGGUACGGCAUCAUCCUUGA